Molecule: messenger RNA, 4623 nt
Organism: Argiope bruennichi
Lineage: Eukaryota; Metazoa; Arthropoda; Arachnida; Araneae; Araneidae
Gene: Sos
Product: son of sevenless homolog 2-like
Exons: 25
Coding region: 210-4193 (1327 amino acids)
Biological process (GO): Ras protein signal transduction; positive regulation of GTPase activity
Cellular component (GO): nucleosome; plasma membrane
Molecular function (GO): guanyl-nucleotide exchange factor activity; structural constituent of chromatin; DNA binding
Source: RefSeq, a predicted model, not a curated record
UAAAAAUUAUUUGUUUGCAGCAGCUCCAGCCUUCCGGAAUUUUUCCUCUACUAAUAAUAAGCUGUUGCUUUUUUAUUUUAUUUUUACUGUGGUUUCGCCAUAUCUGGAGGUACCAAAGAUGGUACUUUUUUUAUUAAAGAGUUCUAAUAAAGAAAUGGAUCCUAGCUGAGCUGCUGGACUGCUCUAAAUUCCCAUUAGCCAAUUUUGACAUGUUUGCUUCAAGUCGAGAUGCUGAUCAAAUCUAUGAUUUUGAGAGCGAAGAAAAUUCAGCGAAAUGGAAAAACCUUCUUAUAAAUGCUUUAUCGAAGGUUCAGUUUCAAGUGCAUCCUUCUCUCACUGCAAAGGAAGAGGCGUUGGGAUAUGUAGAAACACUUAUAUUUCGCCUUCUCGGCAUGCUGUGUGCGGCCCAGCCACACACAGUUCAGGAUGUAGAGGAAAGAGUUCAAAAGACAUUUCCUCAUCCGAUUGAUAAAUGGGCUAUUGGUGACGCUCAGAGUGCAAUAGAAAAAGGCAAAAAGAAGUCAUCACUUGUCUUACCUGUAGAAAAAAUUCACCCGCUUUUACAGAAGGAAAUAUUAGGUUAUAAAGUGGAUAUACAAGUAACUCAAUAUAUUGUUGCUGUUUUGGAAUAUAUAUCUGCUGAUAUACUUAAGUUGGCUGGUAAUUAUGUUAAAAAUAUUCGUCAUGUUGAAAUUACCUGUCAAGACAUCAAAGUUGCCAUGUGUGCUGAUAAGGUUCUCAUGGAUAUGUUUUAUCAAGAUGAUGAUGUGAAUUUAAGCAUAGAAGAAGAACCCGUGAGACGAACUUCUCUAACAUAUGAUGAAGUUGUAAAAGAUCUUAUUCAUGAAGAAAAACAAUAUAUUAGAGAUCUAAAUAUGAUUAUCAAAGUUUUUAGAGAACCUUUUGUUGAAAUAUUCUACAAGAGCAAAGCAUUAGAUGCAAUAUUUAGCAACAUCUUGGAAAUUUAUGAUUUUUCGGUCUCACUUCUUGGAACCUUUGAAGAUGCUUUAGAAAUGGCUGAAGAGAAUCGAAAUCCAUCUAUCGGCGCAUGCUAUGAAGAGCUUGCUGAAUAUCAAGAAUUUGAUGUUUAUGACAAAUAUGCUCAUGAUAUACUAAUGCCUGAAAGUAAAGAAAGGUUGAUGUCACUUAUUCAACAGCCUGAUGUUAAUCAUUCCCUACAGUGUGCUGGCCAUGGUUUUCCUGAAGCUUGCAAAUAUGUUCUUCCAAAAUUACUUUUAGUUCCUGUAUUUCAUUGUUUCCAUUAUUUUGAAUUCCUAAAGGUUCUAAAGAAGCUGACCCCUUCUGCAGAAGAUCGAGAGAGCUUAGAACAAGCAGAAGGUGUUUUUCAGCCUUUAAAAGCUGAACUGGAAAGGCUUUGUAGUAAUGUUCUGCCAAAAAGAAAGCAAGGUGAGGCAUUUUCUAGAAUAUAUCAUAAAGGCAAUCGUCAAGCUUCAAUUCAGAAAAUGAAUGAGCUUCAGCGAAGUAUUGACGGUUGGGAAGGAAAAGAUAUAGGCCAAUGCUGCAAUGAAUUUGUGAUGGAUGGUACCCUUGGAAAAGUUGGCUCAGGUGGGAGACGGUUAACUGAAAGACAAGUUUUUCUGUUUGAUGGCUUAAUGAUACUAUGCAAACCAAAUAAUAAACGUUCAAGUGUCACUGGGCCAGUAGCUGAGUAUCGCUUUAAAGAAAAGUAUUACCUCCGGAAAAUUGAAAUUAUUGAUCGAGAUGAUACUGAUGAACUUAAAAAUGCCUUUGAAAUCGCACCAAGAGAGCAGUUGCACAUAGUUCUUUUUGCCAAAACAGCUGAAGAAAAAAGCAAUUGGAUGGCCAAUUUAAUAAUGCUUAAUACAAGAAGUAUGUUGGAACGGACUCUUGAUAGCAUAUUACUUGAUGAAGAAAAGAAGCAUCCACUUAGACUUCCUUCUCCAGAUCAGUAUAGAUUUGCUGUUGAAGAUUCUGAAUCCAAUAUUAUUUUUGAGGAGAACAAAUCAAAUGCUGGUGUUCCUAUAAUAAAAAGUGCAACUCUUCUUAAACUUGUGGAAAGAUUAACUUAUCAUAUGUAUGCAGAUCCAAUGUUUGUUAGAACUUUUCUUACAACUUACAGAUCAUUUUGUCAACCCAUGGAACUGUUAGAUCUUCUUAUUGAAAGAUUUGAAAUUGAAGAUCCACCUCCUCCAGCUGCACUUUUGGAUAGAUCUUUAGAUGAUACAGUUAAAGAAAAUUAUAGAAAUUCCUAUAGGGAGGAUCUGAAACGCUUUAGGAAAGAAUAUUGCCAACCUGUUCAAUUUAGGGUUUUAAAUGUUUUACGCCACUGGGUUGAUCAUCAUUUUUAUGAUUUUGAAAGAGAUCCUGCUCUCCUCUCUGCCUUACGCUUCUUUUUGGAGGAUAAAGUAAAAGGGAAAAGUAUGAGAAAAUGGGUAGAAUCUAUAAACAAAGUUAUCCAUCGAAGAUUGGAAGCAGUGGAAGAACCACGUGAGAUCACCUUUGGUUUCGAGAAGAUUCCUCCACCAAUUGAGUGGUUUCUGAGCAAUACUUAUGAAAAGUUUGAUCUUUUAACUUUGCAUCCUAUUGAAAUUGCUCGGCAACUUACUUUGUUGGAAUUCGAACUCUACCGAAGUGUAAAACCUUCCGAAUUGGUUGGAAGUGUCUGGACAAAAAAGGAUAAAAUGAAGACAUCUCCAAACCUAAUGAAAAUGAUCCAUCAUUCUUCUAAUUUUACUUUCUAUCUGGAAAAGUGUAUAAUAGAGACUGAAAAUUUUGAAGAACGUGUUGCUGUGGUUUCCAGAGUGUUAGAAAUUAUGAUUGUAUUACAAGAAUUAAAUAAUUUUACUGGAGUUCUAGAAGUAGUUGGAGCUAUGAAUUCAGCAUGUGUCCAUCGACUUGAACAUACAUUGAAUGGUGUCAAGUAUAGCUUAAAGAAAUCAUUGGAGGAAGCUCAAGAAUUAAAUUCAGAUCACUUCAAAAAAUACCAAGAGAAAUUGCGAUCGAUCAAUCCUCCAUGUGUUCCUUUCUUUGGUAUGUACUUAACUAACAUUCUUCAUAUUGAGGAAGGAAAUCCAGAUUUCUUACCAAAUGCUGAGGGCAUGAUCAACUUCAGUAAAAGACGUAAAGUCGCUGAAAUUACUGGCGAAAUACAGCAAUAUCAAAACCAGCCUUAUUGCCUUACAAGUCAACCUGAUAUAAGAAGGUUUCUUGAAAACUUAGACCCCUUAGAAGGAAGGACUGACAAAGCAUUUAAUGAUUAUUUGUACAAUAAAUCUUUAGAAAUUGAACCAAGGGGGUGUAAGCAACCACCUAAGUUUCCCCGAAAAUGGCCUGAUUUACCAUUAAAAUCACCUGGCAUCAAACCUAGACUCUCUCGUUCUGGACACCAUCCAAUCAGUUUGCCAACUGAUUCUCGCAAUUUUAGCAUUAGUAGCUCUCAGAUCAAUCAAGAUGAUGAUGACACACAGUCAUUUGUUAUUACACCUCCAAAUCCUUCCACACCAUUGACUCCUACAUUUUCUACAAAUGCUUACAAUAGUGACCACAGCAUAUUUGCUCCAGUUAUGAUAGGAAGUAUGAGUGCACUUUCAAUAUCAGAAACGCCCGUCACUUAUCCUUCAAGCCCAUCUUUCACCAGCAAUAAUGUUCCAUCAUCACUACCUCCACCAUUGCCAAACCCACCUUCAUUGCCACCGCCACCACUACCGCCUAGACGGAAAAGAGAAUCCUCAGUGGGUGACACAUCCCCCUGCACAAAACAAGCCACAGAUGCCCCUCUUUUGCCUCCGCGGGAAACUAGUCCACCACCAUUGCCUCCACGAAGAGACCUCUCUGGUGCUUCGGGAACUUUGCCACGGAUGCAUUCGGCUUCUAAUUUCCCGCCUGUCCAUAGGCCGUCUAAUAUUACUUGGAGCAAUGUACCAAGUGAAGUGACUCUUCCCAGAAGGAACUCUGCUUUAGAUGUUGCCAAUGUGCCACAAACAGCACCACGUCGCCUUUCCCAGUCUUCGCUGAAUGACGCUUCUGCAGUUGUGUCGCCAGGCGCACAUUUUUCACUAUCUCCUAUCCCGGUUGCCCAUCAUACUUCUGUAGGAGUUCUGGACAGUGCCAUAGCAUUGUUGCCUCCACCACAUUCUAGUAGAUCUACACCGCAGUUGCCUCCUAAGACACAUAGGCAGACCCUUCUUAUGAAUAAUCAUGCUCCUAGGUAGCCUCUAGUUUAAAAUAUUAUAAGAAACUGAAAGAUAAAACUUGGGAAUUUAUAGUAAUUAUCUUAUUAUGUACAUAUUCAGAAACUAUUUUCUUAGAAUCAAAAAGUUUAGCCAGGUUUACUGGAAGAUUCUCUGAAAGCCGGAUUUAUUGUGGUGUCUAAUUUUCAUUUGUACAUAGAACAUAUAUGCAUGUAUAUACAGGCAUUCUAAAUCAUAUAUGACAAGAUGAUUCCAUAAUAAUUUUUUGAAGCAUGGAUUUCAGCCAUUGCGUAGAUUGAAUUGCUCAAGGCAAAGAUGAUUUGUUUGUGUGUACAUAGAAUAAUUUGUUGUAUCAUAUGUUAUUUUGAAAAUAUUAGUUAAAUGUAUUAAUUCUGUACAGAAAAGAUGAUUAAAAAAUGGAAUUAUAUAAAUAAAAGUAGUCAAUCAUAAA